ACCCACCCUCCCCCUUACUUCACUUCACCCCCUAUAUAUAUCUAUAUAUAUAUAUAUACUCAACCUUGAAACAAUCCCAAUUCAUCACACCUCUUCUCUCUUGUACUUGUAUCAUUCAUACAUCUAAAGCACCUUCUUAUCCCCCUCUUGCUUUCUCCUUCUUUAAACACACAAUUCAAUUAGUCAACAAAAACAAUGGAUGGCAUAAGCUUAAGCAGCACAGAAGAAAGCACAACCAGCGACUCCAUAUCCAUUUCACCCAACAAUCAUCUUCUUCCUACUACUGUCGCUAUUUCCCCAAUUGCCAAGUCGUCACCCCACGCCAACAGCCUCUGCCGCCUCGGCAGCGGAGCCAGCAGCGUCAUUCUCGACUCCGAAAUCAGCAGCGGCGGCGGCGGCAUCGGCAUCGAAGCUGAGUCCCGCAAGCUCCCCCUCUCCAAAUACAAGGGCGUCGUCCCCCAGCCCAACGGCCGCUGGGGCGCCCAGAUUUACGAGAAGCACCAGCGCGUCUGGCUUGGCACCUUCAACGAGGAGGACGAGGCCGCCAAGGCUUACGACGUCGCCGCCCAGCGCUUCCGCGGCCGCGACGCCGUCACCAACUUCAAGCCCUCCGCCACCGCCACCUCCACCGACGACGACGAAAGCGACGACCUCGAGGCCGCCUUCCUCAAUACUCAUUCCAAGUCCGAAAUCGUCGACAUGUUGAGGAAGCACACUUACAAUGACGAGCUGGAGCAGAGCAAGCGAAACAACUACGGCUUCCUCGACGCCAACGGGAAGCGGGCCAGGGCCCACGGCCCACUGGGCCCGUUCGGGUCCGACCGGGUCCCGAAGGCGCGUGAGCAGCUUUUCGAGAAAGCGGUGACCCCGAGCGAUGUCGGGAAGUUGAACCGUCUCGUGAUCCCAAAGCAGCACGCUGAAAAGCACUUUCCGUUACAAAGCGGAAACAACUUCAACAACCACACUACCACUAGCACGAGUGGCGGUUCUGCUUGCAAAGGCGUGCUUUUGAAUUUUGAGGACGUCGGGGGAAAAGUGUGGAGGUUCAGGUACUCGUACUGGAACAGCAGUCAAAGUUACGUGUUGACCAAAGGGUGGAGCCGGUUCGUGAAGGAGAAGAACCUGAAAGCCGGUGACAUUGUGAGCUUCCAGAGGUCGACGGGACAGGACAAGCAGCUUUACAUUGAUUGGAAGCCCAGGAUGAAUGUGAAUAAUAAUAACACUAGUGGUGUUGGGUCGAACCCGGUUCAGGUUCAGCCGGUUCAGAUGGUUCGGCUAUUUGGGGUCAACAUUUUCAAAAUACCUGGGAGCGGGGGUGGGGCUGUUGUGGAUGCUGCAACUGCUGCUAUUGGUGGAGGUUCUUGCAACAAUAAUAUAAAUAAUGUUGGGAAAAGAAUGAGAGAGAUGGAGUUGUUGGAAUUAGAGUUUAGCAAGAAGCCAAGGAUCAUUGGAGCUUUGUAACCAUUUUUUUUCUUUCUGUUUUUACUGCCUUUUGCCCUUUUUUGUGAAGUUGCAAAAAAAAAAAAAAAAAA
Molecule: messenger RNA, 1532 nt
Organism: Prunus avium (sweet cherry)
Lineage: Eukaryota; Viridiplantae; Streptophyta; Magnoliopsida; Rosales; Rosaceae
Product: AP2/ERF and B3 domain-containing transcription repressor TEM1
Biological process (GO): regulation of DNA-templated transcription
Molecular function (GO): DNA binding; DNA-binding transcription factor activity
Source: RefSeq, a predicted model, not a curated record